Molecule: messenger RNA, 1532 nt
Organism: Halteromyces radiatus
Lineage: Eukaryota; Fungi; Mucoromycota; Mucoromycetes; Mucorales; Cunninghamellaceae
Product: eukaryotic integral membrane protein-domain-containing protein
Exons: 4
Coding region: 130-1260 (376 amino acids)
Biological process (GO): retrograde vesicle-mediated transport, Golgi to endoplasmic reticulum
Cellular component (GO): Golgi apparatus; membrane
Source: RefSeq, a predicted model, not a curated record
UUUUUUUUUUUGUACCUAGAUCAAUAUAUUACGAUCUCUUGUCUAGUUUCUAUUUCAGUCUAUUAGAUCGUCUUUUUGUUUAUAUUCCAUUAUUCACUCUUUUUAAAACAAAGGAAACCAAUAUAGUUGAUGAUGGCUCCACAAUUCAAGACAGUUGUCACCAACGUACCUGCUUUAACCAAAGCAUUAUUGACUAGUGUAUUGAUGAUCACUGGUAUGGCCUCUAUUUAUAUUUACCGUCAACAAUUGAACUCUGAUACCCCUCUUGUGUAUUUUCACUGUCCUUUGCUUGGACUUGUCCCUGGCUUGGUAUUGUAUGCACCAUGGACUUUGGCCACUAGUUUAUUCUAUGAAAAUACUUUACUUUCUUUUAUACUAGCAAUGGUGGUACUUCUUUUGUGCGGUAAAUAUUUGGAACGAGUAUGGGGAAGUCGAGAGUUAUUUAAAUUCAUCAUGAUUACUGGUCUUGUAUCCAAUAUUGUUACCUGGUUUGCUAUGGUGAUGACUUUUUAUAUGACUGGCGAUGAUAAUUAUCUUUACAAUGUCCAAAUCAAUGGUCUUGCUGGUGUCUUCUCUGCCUUCUUGGUUGCUUUCAAAUUCUUGAUUCCUGAACAUAGACUCUCUCUUUUUGGUGGACUGGUAGCCAUUCGUGUAAAAAAUUUGAUUGGUGUCGCUACCUUAGUAAGUAUCAUCUGUUUGGUACUAUUCAAAGCUCUUGUUUUUUAUAAUUUGGUUAAUAUUGGUUGGGUUGUUGGUUGGAUCUAUAUUCGUUUCUUCCGUGUGCAAGAUGGUGUCCGUGGUGAUCGUAGUGAUGCUUUUGCCCUUGUCACUUUUUUCCCUCCUUUUCUCAGCCCUGUCAUCGGUUUCCUUUCUAAUGUCACGUAUCAAUUUUUUGUCAAGAUGAACUUAUGUCCUCCUAUGUCUCGUGGAUCAACAAUGUAUGAUAUGGAAAAUCAACGCCAUCCAACAACUCCUUUACCCGGAAGCGCUAGAGCAGAAGCAGAACGACGAAGAGCUUUGGCUUUAAAGGCUUUAGAUAUGCGAUUAUCGAAACCAUCUAGUUCGAGUCAAGUAUUAUCAUCAUCAUCAACAUCAACUUCUGCCGCUAUACCUACGAUAGCAACAACGAAUAACAAUACCUCUGUUCCUGUUAGUACCAGUUCAAAUAUCAAUACCUCAACAGUACAGGAACAACAACAAUUGGUUAAAAAUGAUAGUGUAUUAUUUGAUGCCACGACAGAAAUGAACAAGGAAGGGUAGUUAAGUGUUGUUUUGUAUAGUAUUAGUAUUAUAUAUUAUAUAAUUAUUUUUUAGAAAUAAAAAGAUCCAUUUAUUUAUCAUUCUAUAUACAAAACUAGAGCACAAGAAGAUUAACCACAAUAAUAUUUUCUUUCUAUAAAGUACACCAUUAAAAACAAUGAGCUUGCCCCUCGUUUUGAUCUCUACCUGGUCGCUAUUUAUACUCCGGCUCAAAAUUUUUUCUUCCAAUAAAGAAAAGAAAAAAAAGUUUUGGGCGGGGAGGGCUUUCCAAA